AUGACUCGGGGGAGAGGAAGGUUAAGGAAGAAGGUGUCAUCUUCUCCGUUUCCCCCCUCGACCUCAGUAACUCAAGCGGAUGUAGUUACUGCUUCAACAGGGUCACAAAAUAAAGGUGAGGAAGCGGCGGAGAAACAGAAAUUGUGGGUGGAUGUAAUCAGCGGAAACAGACUACCUACAAAUGGGCUCACGAUUGAAUUCUCAGCUCCUAAAUAUGUUGAGGGAGAGUUUGAAGUAGAAAUAGAAGAGGCGGAUAUGGAAUCGGAGCUUUUGUUCGGGGAUUCAGCACUGAUUAUGUACGCCAUUGGAAAGAACCUAAGCAUGAAUGCUGUGAAGAAUUAUAUGGCAAAAUUCUGGAACUUUGUGCAACUCCCAGGUAUAUACUACCAUGAAGAAGGAUACUUCCUUUUAAAAUUCCACUCCUUACAUGAUAGAGAUCAGGUACAAAUGAAAGGACCAUACUCAAUCCAUGGAGCCCCGAUGGUGUUGAAAGAAUGGUACCCUAAGUUUGAAUUCAAGAGGGAUAUGCUGAGGACUCUUCCCAUCUGGGUGAAACUCCCAAACCUGCCACUUCACUAUUGGGGGGGGGGGGCAAAAAGCCUUGGGAAGAUUGGUAGUGUUUUAGGAACACCACUAUGCACAGAUGAAUGCACAGCAAAUAAGUUGCGUGUCUCCUAUGCAAGAAUCCUGGUUGAGAUAGAUGUCACCUCCAAACAAAAAGACAGCAUAAUUAUCAGAGAUAGUAUAGGUAGAAAAAUUGAACACCCCAUAGAAUACGAGUGGAAACCUAAAUACUGUGAGAAAUGUAUGAAGGUGGGACACAACUGUGAUAAAGAGAAGCUGAAAGUGGUGAAACAAUGGCAACAGAAAAAGGACCCAAAACAAGACACAGGGAAGGCAGUGCUGAAGAAAAAGAAGGAAGUAACACUCGUAAAUAAAGACCAUCUGGAAGUAGAGGCGAAACAGGGAGAUGUUCCUGAAUCAUCUACACAAUGGAAAGAAGUCUCAAGCAAGGGAAGAAAAGGUAAGCUAACUCAGGACUCUCUACCUAUUAAUGAUGGGGAUAUCUGCUUUACAAAUGGGUUUGAUUCACUACAAUUUUGGAAUGAAUCGGGAGUGAACCUGGAUCCUCCUAUAUGA
Vicia villosa (hairy vetch) is the source of this 1140-nucleotide messenger RNA. RefSeq lists its product as uncharacterized. The record is from RefSeq and is a predicted model, not a curated record. The transcript is spliced from 2 exons. Lineage: Eukaryota; Viridiplantae; Streptophyta; Magnoliopsida; Fabales; Fabaceae. Bases 1 to 1140 code for a protein of 379 amino acids.